AAGACGCCGGCUGCAGUACAUCUCAAAGAAGAAGAAGACAUCUGUAGUGUCAUGUAAUCGUGACAUAACCAAGGUUAUCCUGGAGAUACUGAAGAGGAAUAUGAAUAUCACUUGACAUAAACAAAGUUUCAUCUUAUCUCGCUCAGGUCGCCAUGAGCGUCCCCUGUAUCUUUUCCUCCGCUGGCCGAAGCUUCAGCCUGCCGUGUCCCGCCGCGGGUCUCCUCUGCUGCCGGCUGCUGGGCCCCAGCUCCGCCAUAAGAAGAAACAUGUCCUCCAAAAGGCAAAUGGACCAUUUAGAGAGAACGGCGAACAACUACAGACAAAAUGCUCUGUAUCCAGCUCAAGUAUGUGGCAUCAUAAACGAGUCACAGACUGUGAAACGUUUAAGAUUAGCUGUCCAUCCUGACUUCAGCUUCAAAGCAGGACAGUGGGUGGAUUUUUUCAUCCCUGGCGUGGAGAAGGUGGGAGGUUUCUCCAUGUGCUCCAGUCCAGGUUUGCUGCAGAGGGAAGGUGUCGUUGAACUGGCCGUCAAAUACACCAAACACCCCCCAGCACACUGGGUCCACACCAUGUGUACAGUUGGCUCCCAGGUGGCCAUGCGUGUCGGCGGGGACUUCUUCUUUGACCCAUUGCCUUCUGACCCUUCCGUGGAUUUGCUGCUGGUAGCUGGUGGCGUCGGGAUCAACCCCCUGUUCUCGAUCCUGUUGCACACGACAGAUCUGCUGCAGCUCAACCACACCUCUGGUGGGCGGGACUACAACAUAGGCUCUGCCCACCUCUGCUACAGCGCCAAGAACACUCAGGAACUGCUCUUCAAGAGCUCCAUCAUCGAGACGUGUCGGGAGUUCCCUGACAAGUUUUCCUGUGACCUCCACGUCACGCAACAGAGCACAGACGUCGACUCACACCUCCAGCCAUUUAUCAACCGUGGGAGAAUCACAGAAGAGGAAUUGCGGGCUCAUGUGGAUCCGCAGAGGACUUUGUGUUUCCUGUGUGGGCCCCCACCCAUGAUCGAAGCUUUUUCAAAAACCCUUGUGGACUUAGGCCUCCCGAAAGACAGGAUCCUUUUCGAGAAGUGGUGGUAGAACCUCUUACCAGUUCCCAGAAACAGCAUUGUCCUCCUGGAUUGUGCUCCUCUUUGGCUCUUUAAGGGGGGGGGGGGUGAGAAUGGAAAGCAACUAAAAUAUUCCAGUGAUAAGGAUAUUAAUAUGAAUGCUUGAGGACAUCCACCUCCGAUCCCUGCUAGUGCAACCUGUGCCUGAUCUGCGAAAGGCCGCUGGGACCACAAGCAACUGACUCACAAAGACAGCAGAGAUGAUUUUAUUUCUUAUAAUCUUAAAAAAGAGGACUGAGCAGACUGUAAAAUCUCAACUUUACCCAGACAUUUUUCAGCUCACUGCCUUUAAUGAAUAUUGCAACAAAUCUGCAACUCUGUCUGAUACACACAUCAUAACGCAGCUGUCACAUCUUCACAUCUGAUCUCAUUUACAUUCGCUUUUAUUUGCUUGACGGAGGUUGUGCUUGAACAAAUUAGCAGGUGAUGUGCAGCCAAUUUUUCACCUAAAUAUGAAGGUGCUAUGACGGUUGCCUAUGCAAGCAUGUCUUGAAGCAGUAAUUUGACAUUUCGGAAACGCUUCCUUGCCACGAGGUCACCUAUUCGCUAAAUAUGAAGCUACAGCCAGCAGCUAGAUAGCUCAGCCUGGAAACAGCGCAGAGCUUGGCUUUGUAAAGACGACAAAAUCCACGCGGUGUCGCAUUUGUUUCAUCCUGACAAAAUAAACUUUCAUUUUAACAUAUAAACAAUUAGAUUUUCCCUCACCAAUCACUAGAGACCAAUGUAUCUGCCUGAAUAUAACGCCAUUUUAAGUCCACACUGAUGUGUAGCUAUGCCAACAUUCUGGUUUUGCUGGGUUUUUAAGACUAGAGCAGAGCAAAGUAAAAACAAAAUGUGAAGUUGGGCAACACUGAAAAGACAAGCUGAUUUUGAACAGGCUCAGUAGCAGUGUCCGUCUUUUUUAUAGUGCUUGCCAUUGCUGUUAUUACUCCUCAUUGGUUCUGGUGCACACAUCUUGACAACAGCAUUAGUCCUGCCCAUGGCGCUGAUUGGCUAGCACUCAUAGGUUUGUUUUUUAUUUGAAUCAAGAAAACGCUUUCAUGUCACAAUGCCAGACAAAUCAGUCAACUCAAAUUCGAUUGAGUGGGUGGAUUCAAAAGGUGUGGACCCAGGCAAAACAGGCAGCUAGCUUUUUGCCCCUUUUUCAAGUCUUUAUGCUAUGCUAAGCUAACUAGCUGCUGGCUUUAGCUUAAAGGUAUGCUAUGAAGUACGGUCUGUUGCUGUCGGUAAACACCCUCGCCCGUGAAUUGGAAAGUACAAGGCCAACCCCAGAUUCGCUCUCGUUCGCCAUUUUGCUUGCUAUGUUUGCGUUUUUUUCUAUGCCUGCUGCAUACAGUCUGCCAUCUGCUCCGACCUCACCUGACACGCCCAUAAAUGUCUCCAUCACAGACAAAGAGAAAAUACCGGCAGAGGGCGGAGUCUCUGCAGAUGAAUACACAGCCACACACUUCUGGUGGGUCAUAAAGGAUGUUUGAGGUAUGACUUCAUUAUGAGUCUAUUUUUUUUUUUCCCAGAAGUUUCUGCAUAAUAUGUCUUUAAUAUUCAGUGGAAGGAAGUGGUGUUGAUCAUCUUAUGGAACGCUCAGCAAGAAAGUGACACAAUUCCCUGAAGGUCUAUUGCUUUCAAGUCCCAAGGAUAUGGCAAUCUGUACUGUUAUUUUACACUGUACAAACUUGUGUUAAAUACCUCUGCUAAUUUUACUAUGUGAUCUAAGAAGUGUUAUACCAUGUGUAUAUAUACCUCAGGUAGUUAUUUGCAGAACUGCAGAUUUUAGAGUUGUUUGACUGAGAUACAUUGGAGUGAUUGUUUUUCCACAUUUUACUCACAUCGAAACUUCACACCGAGUGUAUUUAUAGAUGGAAAAAAGCUAACACUCUCCCACAUACUGGCCAGUGUCCCUGCCUGUUAUACUCAAUCACACAGUUACAUGCCUACACAGUGCCGAUCUCACAUACACUUUUACUCAGUCACACACAUUCACAUGCCCAUAAACGAUUCCCAUCCCGGGGUGGAGCGAGUAUCCCACGGUGCACUGUAAUGGAACCUCCGGGUGGUCUCUGAUUGGCUUGGAUCACUGAACAUCCCUCGGAGAUGGUUGGGAGCUUCUUGUCGUCGACUCCCAGUGGGGGUUACGCUGUUGAGACUCAUUUUCGAGUUGUUCUUGCGUGUGUUUUUUUUCCUCAUAUGAGGAAAUGAGUUUAUGCUGGUAAAAUGAGGAAAUAAAGCAAAUGGAGUCGA
This is a messenger RNA of Epinephelus lanceolatus (giant grouper), 3352 nucleotides long. RefSeq names its product oxidoreductase NAD-binding domain containing 1 (gene oxnad1). The record is from RefSeq and is a predicted model, not a curated record. Gene Ontology annotation, molecular function: oxidoreductase activity. NCBI's taxonomy places the organism in Eukaryota, Metazoa, Chordata, Actinopteri, Perciformes, Serranidae. Gene Ontology annotation, cellular component: mitochondrion.